This is a messenger RNA of Hippocampus comes (tiger tail seahorse), 924 nucleotides long. It is a transcript of the gene tatdn3l, whose product is annotated as putative deoxyribonuclease TATDN3. Bases 54 to 866 code for a protein of 270 amino acids. Gene Ontology annotation, molecular function: hydrolase activity, acting on ester bonds. The record is from RefSeq and is a predicted model, not a curated record. Lineage: Eukaryota; Metazoa; Chordata; Actinopteri; Syngnathiformes; Syngnathidae. The transcript is spliced from 10 exons.
UGAGUUGGGCGCAUGCGCACUGGGGCGUGCGACCCGGAUGUUUUGAUUCCAUCAUGCGUGGCUUCCUCGACUGCCACUGUCACAUCGCAGCGGGAGAUUUUGACAAGGACAUAGAAACGGUUAUUGAGGACUCCAAACGGGCUGGGCUGUUGGCAUUGUUGGCCGUGGCCGAGCAUGCAGGGGAGUUUGAAAAGAUCAUUGCAUUGUCACAGAGAUUCCCAGGGUUUGUGUUGCCCUGCCUGGGAGUCCACCCUGUUCAGGAAGUAUCCUCUGACCAACACAGAAGUGCUUCUCUACAGGACCUGGAUGCUGCUCUUCCCCUGAUUGAUAAAUACAAAGACCACCUUGUGGCCAUUGGAGAGGUCGGUUUGGAUUUUACACCCAGGUAUGUGAGCAGCGAGUCGGACAAAGAGAACCAAAGGCAGGUUCUGAUCCGCCAGGUGCAUCUAGCCAAAGAGCUGGACCUCCCUCUGAAUGUUCAUUCACGUUCGGCGGGUCGACCCACUAUCCAGCUUCUGAAAGAGCAAGGUGUGGAAAAAGUUCUCCUUCACGCCUUUGACGGGAGGCCGUCGGUCGCCAUGGAGGGGGUGAAAGCCGGAUACUUCUUCUCCAUCCCGCCGUCCAUCGUACGCAGCGAGCAGAAGCAGAAACUAGUGAAACUGUUGCCUCUGGAGAACAUGUGCUUGGAAACCGACUCGCCCGCGCUCGGCCCAGAGAAGCAGUUAAGGAACGAGCCCAAGAACAUCGUCGUUGCGGCCGAGUACGUCAGCGCCGUGAAAGGAGUGUCGGUGGAGGAGGUGAUGCAGGUGACGACGCGCAACGCACUCCGGCUCUUCCCCAAGUUAAAGUCGGCCGUCAAAUUGUGAUACCGGAUGAUUGAGUCAGGCGGUCAAUAAGUCAAUUAAACAGACUCUUGGCACACAA